Messenger RNA from Ylistrum balloti, 1179 nucleotides. RefSeq lists its product as uncharacterized. Lineage: Eukaryota; Metazoa; Mollusca; Bivalvia; Pectinida; Pectinidae. The coding region runs from base 1 to 1179 and encodes 392 amino acids. The transcript is spliced from 7 exons. The record is from RefSeq and is a predicted model, not a curated record.
AUGCAAUUCAAUAAACUCGUGGCAAGUCCCCGCGAUCAGCAUAGAGCAGUUGUUUUAGAACGAACCACAUUCCCGCCGUGCUCGAACUGCCAGAAACUGAGAAAAGAAAACACAAAACUGAAACUUGCCCUGGAGAAGUCGGGAUACCAGGAUCAAAACCGCCAAUACCGAGAAUACCUUCCUCCAACAGUACCUGUCAUGAAACAAGAGACAACGCCCAAUCCAUUCGUAACUCCUCGGGAAUUGUCACCGAUGACCAACGCAAGAGUAACAGAUUGGGAAGCGAUAUGGGCUGGGACACCGGACUUGAUCGCCACUCGGACCAAGCCAAGUAAGUUGUUAUUGAGGCCAGGUCAAGACCUUUCUGAUAACACUGAGGCUCUGCACAAGGAGAUCAGCCGUCUCAACAAGGAGCUUGACUACCGAAGUGCUGAGGCGCAUCUGUAUCGUCGGCGUUUGGGCGUGGCAACGCCAAAUACAUCCGGGUCACGAGGCGAUGUGUUCACUACCUCGAGAAACAGAAAGGGUGAUGAACAAGUGACAAAUGAUAAAGAAAAGGUUGGACAGCAGUACCAUAAACUGUUUAACACAGAAUGGGAUGCUGUCCUUCAAGUCCUGGAAGCUUCCGGUAUGGAAUAUAGGAAAUGCACAGAGUUGCUCUUCAACAUUUUGGUGGAGAUUUACCAGUAUGCAGAAAAAACAUCCCGGGAACAGCUCAACAAGAUUAUAGAAGGCACGAACGACAUUCUCUUGCAGUCGACAGGUGGCCGGCCGUUGUCAAGAUAUGACGUGAGUUUGGUGGGAAGUAUAGAGGCCAUGAUUUACCGUAGGAAGGUGUCCGACAGUACGGUAGCGGUCCUCACGAAGAUAUACACGGUGAAUGACGUAGAAGAAUUCAAGAAAAAAAACAUUUCACAGACGGUAAAGAAUAACAAAAAGAUCAUGACAUACGUCAGCAGGUGUGUUGAGGUCACGUGGUCCAUGUGUGUUCAAGAUCCUGCUAUGACAUUUGACCUCACGAGGAAGAAAGGUUACGCGUUUGACCUUUCUAGGUAUCAGUACUACAGAACAGAAGGCAAAGUCAUGGACUCGUUGGUGUGGCCCGUCUUGUUGGCAAGGGCACAGGGAGCUGUUGUUACCAAAGGAUGGGCAGACGCCGAGCCGAUAAAACCGAAAUGA